GUGAUUUCUCGACCUCAUAUAAAUGCAGUGAGAAAAUCUGCUCAGUCAGAAAAACAGUAGUGGAAAGAAGAAGACUCUCGACAGGUAAAAGUUGGAGUCUGAAGGAUGUGUCGUCUGAUCCUGCUCUUUGUGACGGGGGUGCUGCUCUCUGUUGGAUGGGCGCGCCCCCAACUCCCUCUUCUCUCCUCUGACAUGAUUAACUUUGUUAACAAACUCAACACCACCUGGACGGCCGGUCAGAACUUCCACAACAUGGACGGCAGCUUCGUGAAAGGACUGUGUGGGACCAUCCUAAGGGGACCCAGGCUGCCAGAGGUGGUUCACGAUGUUGAAGGCAUUGAGCUUCCAGACAGCUUCGACCCACGUGAGCAGUGGCCCAACUGUCCUACACUCAAACAGAUCAGAGACCAGGCCAACUGUGGAUCCUGCUGGGCUUUUGGAGCAGCUGAGGCGAUUUCUGAUAGAAUCUGUAUCCAAAGUGGUGGCAAGAUCUCGCUGGAGAUCUCUGCAGAGGAUCUGCUGACCUGCUGUGAUGAGUGUGGCAUGGGCUGUUUUGGUGGCUUUCCUUCUGCUGCUUGGGAAUUUUGGACAAACAAAGGACUUGUGACAGGAGGCUUGUUUGACUCCAAAGUCGGCUGCAGACCCUACACCCUCGCCCCCUGUGAACACCAUGUGAAUGGAAGCCGUCCUCCUUGUCAGGGUGAAGUGGAGACUCCCAAGUGUGUGACGCAGUGCAUCGAUGGAUACUCACUGUCAUACCCAAAGGACAAACACUUGGGCCAACGCGCGUACAGCAUCCCAUCCCAGCAGGAGCAGAUCAUGACUGAGCUGUACAAGAACGGGCCUGUGGAGGCAGCCUUCAGUGUUUAUGCAGAUUUUCUGCUAUAUAAGAAUGGUGUGUAUCAGCAUGUGACAGGAGACAUGCUAGGAGGUCACGCUGUUAAGAUCCUGGGCUGGGGGGAGGAGAAUGGGACCCCUUACUGGCUGGUUGCAAACUCCUGGAACAGUGACUGGGGCGACAAAGGUUUCUUCAAAAUCAGGCGGGGAAACGACGAAUGUGGAAUUGAGUCCGAGAUGGUCGCUGGAGCUCCACUCAGCUAAAAAGAUGAAACUCAUUUGAUAAUUGAUGCUUCAUUGGAGAAAAUCAACAGAAAAAGUCAAACAUAACACAUCUAAUUAAUGAUAGUCUUAAACCGUUGACAGACUCACUCUUAAGCUUUUGUGUUUUUACCAUUAUUAUCAAUGAAUCACUACACUACCAUGUUUGACAGAAUCAUGUGUCAUCUUUAAAUGUCCAAUAAUACAAUAAACAUUGUUUGUUUUAUUCAUAUCCAGAUCUAAAUACACUGUGGAAUACCUAAUAAAUGGUAAAUUACCUCUAAAACUUGGUCAAACACA
Oryzias melastigma (Indian medaka) is the source of this 1398-nucleotide messenger RNA. RefSeq names its product cathepsin Bb (gene ctsbb). The record is from RefSeq and is a predicted model, not a curated record. The transcript has 10 exons. Gene Ontology annotation, cellular component: lysosome. Gene Ontology annotation, molecular function: cysteine-type endopeptidase activity. Gene Ontology annotation, biological process: regulation of catalytic activity. Bases 106 to 1101 code for a protein of 331 amino acids. Lineage: Eukaryota; Metazoa; Chordata; Actinopteri; Beloniformes; Adrianichthyidae.